UCCGUGAAGGUUCCUGCUGGUGGUUGGGUCCCACGUUGUACAUCUCUGUGGGAGAGAAGAUGGCUGAGCAGGCCCCCAAAUCCGUUCUGUUUGUAUGCCUGGGUAACAUUUGUCGAUCACCUAUUGCAGAAGCAGUGUUCAGAAAACUUGUAACGGAUCAAAACCUUUUAGAUAAGUGGAUCAUUGACAGUGGUGCUGUUUCUGACUGGAACGUGGGCCGGUCACCAGAUCCACGAGCUGUAAGCUGCCUAGGAAGUCAUGACAUUAACUCAGCUCAUAAAGCAAGACAGAUUACCAAAGAAGACUUUGCCACAUUUGAUUUUAUACUGUGUAUGGAUGAAAGCAAUCUGAGAGAUCUGACUAGAAAAGGUAAUCAAGUUAAAAACUGCAAAGCUAAAAUUGAACUGCUUGGAAACUAUGAUCCACAAAAACAAGUUAUCAUUGAAGAUCCCUAUUAUGGGAAUGACUCUGACUUUGAGACUGUGUACCAGCAGUGUCUUAGGUGCUGCAAGGCAUUUUUGGAGAAGGCAAGCUAAAGCUGCACCGUUCACUGCUGCUAAAGGCCUACUGUGACGAGCACCUUCCCCGCGAUGCUCUGCAGUAUCAGUCGGCGCAGUCACAUUAGUUCCAUAGCUCAGAGUCACAGCUGCUUCUUCAGUUGACCUACUGUUUCUUAUGUGAAAAAUGAUUGUAGAUGGAAAUCAGUUGUGAUUGGCAGAAGAAUAAACAUUUGAUUUAUGGGGUACAUUAAAUCUUCUCCGUUAGUUGAACUUCCCACUUACCCUCAUUAUAAGCAAAGUAGUAAAACAACAAAAUAGAAAAUUUUGUGCAUGUUUUGAAAUGGCAUCAUUAUCUGGUGCUUGCAGUUAAACAUCUAAAGACUGCCUUCACUUGGAAUUGCUUAAUUAUGGUGAUAAUGAAUAAUGAAAUAAAACAUCACUUUAAGGUUCUGGCCAACAAUAGGCCAACUGAGACUUUUAAAUAGCCUGUUCUACCUCUCCAAUAGGUUACAUGGAUAUGUUAAUAAAGGACAAGCAUCCUCUACUUCCCCACAAACUACCUCUCAUCUUUUUAUCCCAGGGCCUUUCAUUGAAUAACAUUCUUCAUCAACCAAUUCUCAUCAGCCUAGAUGAGAUGUAUUCUAAUUUACACACACUUUUAUGUUAAAAGAACAGGUAAAGGAUUAUGGAAAUCAUCUUGCACACCUUUCAUGCUUCUUAAUUUUUAUCUAGUUUAUUUCCUUAGGAAGCCAGCUUAGUUGCUCCUAUUUGAAUCACUUUCCCUCUGAAAAUUCAAUUUUAUCAAAAGGAUACUGCAUGCUGCUUAGUCUUACUUGACAAACAUGUCUUUUUGCAUAUGCAUUUUGGGUUAUCCCAAAUGUCAAAUAGAUAAGUAGACUUAGAACAGGGGAGAGAUGCUUUAAAAAGUUGGCAUAUUGAUAUGUUAAUGAGUUCUUUCAGAAGUGUUUACUAUAUUUAUAGGAGAAUAUGGAUAUUUGUGCCUUGAGGUCACUGUAAUCUCAAAAUCAUUUGCAUAUAUAAGUGAAGAUUGUUUUUAGAGUAAACUGAGGAGUAUAAAAAUAUAACUUGAGAAUUUUGGUGUCUGCCUAUUUUUGCUGAUAAAAAAAAUGAGCAUUAGAAAUCAAGUAGGCCUUUGUCCAUUUCAGUUAUCUAUGUAUUAGGGAGUAAAAUGAUGAGAAUCAGUACGUUCCUUUCAUCUAAUAAUUCUUUAUUGACCAAGAAAGUCAAGGUCAUUGCAACCACAGGUGGUGAUGCCCACUUGUUUGUCCACCACCAUUACUCAGAAGGUGGGUUUCCUUAUUUGAUCCCAACUUCCUUCCACAGACAUACACAACACCUUCCAAAUGUGCCCCUAAGCACAUGGAAGUAUUAAUACUAAUGUUCAGUAUUUCAUGUUUUAAUCCUCCCCAUUCAGAGUGAUUUGAAACCCUAAAAUAACUUUAAAUAUUCAAUCUUCAUAAAGAGGUUGUGAGGCAGCAUCACCUAAAAGAGUACAUAGCAUUUUCUAGGAAGACAUUUGAUUCUCUGGUGGUUCUCAGAACAUUGAACAUUUCAGUGUCACAAAGUGGUGUGGGGUUGGGGGUGUACAUCCUGAAUCCACUUGUGCUUGAAAGGUCAGCCUGUCCCUCAGUGGAGGAGAAGGCGGGUAGCUGAUACUUCUCUGAAAAAUACACGAAGGCAACACUGAUUUCCUUGCAAUGUAAUUAUGAGAAGAAGAGUUUGCAAAACACCUAACUCCACAUGAAUUUCAGUGCCCUAAUAAAAUUAUGUGUGGUUUUCCUAUCUAGAAAACUUUCUAGGAGAUAAAGUUGGAAAGGCUAAAAUAGAUUUAUAAUUUGAUAAUAGUUCCUCCAAAAAAGUGUAAAUUGAGAAAAAAUGGGAAAGCAAUUGACUUGAAUUAGGAAACAAGAUUAAAUGACCUAUCAUACCUGUCUCUAACCCUUUCCUUAAUGGCUUAAGAAUCUCCAGGAAAUUUUUACUGUUCUGUGUGUUCAUAGAUAAAAAUCUUUGUUUGUUUUGUUUUCUCUUUAAUUUUUAUGUCUAUAUCUUGAAUAGCAAACUAAUCUUAGUACUUUAGUGCCAAAUUUUUCUUUUUGGCUAUAAGCAGACAAUAUUGUUGUUUAUAAGGGGUCAUUUAAACUGAGACUCAUUGCUUUAUUUAAUUUACCUUUAUAAAUUGUAUCCAAUCUGAUUAGUGUAAGAUGCAUCUGUCUAUAAAAUCUGGAGUUGUUUAAAGGUC
Messenger RNA from Echinops telfairi (small Madagascar hedgehog), 2760 nucleotides. It is a transcript of the gene ACP1, whose product is annotated as acid phosphatase 1. Gene Ontology annotation, cellular component: cytoplasm. Bases 60 to 536 code for a protein of 158 amino acids. Gene Ontology annotation, molecular function: acid phosphatase activity; non-membrane spanning protein tyrosine phosphatase activity. NCBI's taxonomy places the organism in Eukaryota, Metazoa, Chordata, Mammalia, Afrosoricida, Tenrecidae. Gene Ontology annotation, biological process: protein dephosphorylation. The record is from RefSeq and is a predicted model, not a curated record. The transcript has 6 exons.